AUGCCUCACAUAUGCAGUGCUAAGCAGGCUGGUGUUGGUGUAGCUGACUGUGAUUUACUGAUAAUUGCCUAUAUUUUUGCUGGUCUUGCUAUGAUGCUUAAUAUUAGGCUCUCAUAUAGUUCUGCUCCAUAUGCACUUAUUAGAUUCAGAUUACCUGAAAAUCUAUUCAGUGUGUUCGUUAGGAGGAUUGCAAGUGCCUUGGAACUCUGGUGUCUACCGAGCAUGCUGCUGGGAAACAUAAUUGACCUAAUUCAGAAACUAGCAGUUAAUACUGAUGGAGACCUUAAAGCAGCAGCUGGCACAGAAAAAUCCAAAGGAACACUCCGAAAACUGGCAGAAGCACUACAUACUCAAGCCAAUUCACUUAACGAUGCAGUUAAUAAUCCUGGUGCUACUGAGAAUGCUGCCAAAGUACUUAAGUUUAAGGCUGGCAGUGAAGACGAAGAGGGUAAGCUUAGGAAACUCGCAAAGGAUCUAUAUACUGCAGCCACCCAACUAGAAAACAAAGCUCCUGAUAAUUCUGACGAUGGACUUAAACAAAAAGCUGGAACACAUCAAAAUGAUGGACUUCGUAAACUGGCUGGUGAACUAUACAUAGCAGCCAAAGCACUUCAAAAAAAAGUUGGUACUGGUGUUUCUGGUCAUGACGAAGCCCAAAGUCUUGCCAAUGCUGUAGGUGAGAGUGAGUCCUCUGGAAUUCGAGCUAAACUCCAACAACUUGCUGAAAAUGAAGGUACGGCCGAUGCCGUUAGAACUGCGUACGAAGAUGGCACCGGUGAUGGUGUCAAAAAGAAAUUCGAUGAAGUUCAGAAACUUAAAGGUAGUGCAUAUACCAGUGAUAAACAGGCUGCAUACGACAAAGUUGAGGCCGCAUGGAAUGCCUUCAAUGCCCUGUAUACUACUGAUCUCAAAGAACUUGCCAAGGAUCUUAAGAAUGCUAUCGGUAAUGGAAGUCAGAGUAAACUUCGACAGGCCCUCGCAGCUCUUGGUAAUCUUCAAGAAACUGCUACUGGUGUUCAACUAACUGGUCCGGCCGGCAAUGUAAAAACCGCAUACGACGGUGGUGAAGGUGUCAAACCUAAAUUCACCAAACUCAAGGCGAAAGAAUCUUCCUAUCAAGCUAUUUCUGCUAUUAGACCUAACUACAAAGAAGUUGUAGAUGCAAUUACCGCCUUCGACAAUGUGUAUAAGCCUGAAGAACUACUUAAAGAUGCUGUCGGCCAAGGUGAAACCACAGGACUCACAAAGGCACUCGCAGCACUUGGUAAUGAUAAUGGUAGUGGUCAACUAUCUGGUCUGGCCAAAGCUGUCAAAAAGGAAUAUUCAGAAAGUUUUGGACCCACUGUAAAAUCCAAAUUCGAGUUGGUUAUGGCUCAAGCCUCUGCAUACGAAAAGGGUGGUACCAUUAAAACUAAUGAAUACACUCAACUUCUCCAGGCCUGGACAGCAUUCAAUGAUAAGUACUAUGGUGUUAUAUCUUAUUACAAAUACUAUUCCAUUGUCGUUCCGUCAGUUAUUACUCAGUGGUUAAAUUUCCUUACCUAUGUAAUUCUAUUUGUUGUAUAUGUUGCAGGUGGUGAAACUGGUCAUCUAACUGUAUUCUACUUGGUGAUUGCAAUUUCUGGGUUUGUUUUUGGUAUUAACAUGACUCUGGUCUACUCUGUAGACUGGAACUAUAUCCCAAUCUAUAUUGCUGGUGAGAACUGUUUCCCGAUCAUCACCUCAUUCAUACACUACAUUACAACGCUCAUGUUUGGUAACAGGAGGAAAUGGAACAGUGACUUCAUUGUCGUGGUUGUGGACAUAGUGGUUGCAAUCAUAAUCUCACUUGUGGCAGCUAUGGUUUGGAGUGUAGCCUACUUAUCUAAACCCAAAUAUGCUUCAGCCAAGGAUAAAGAAGCUUCUUGGUAUCACCACAUAUUCACAAAUAAAUUUGAGGGAGAAUUUAAACCAGAAGUCAUAUCUCCUUUUCUAAUGAUAAUUGUCGGUAUGGGUCUUGUUUAUGCUAUAUAUCCUGGAAUUGCACCUGGUAUGAUUGUGCCAUUCUACCUCAUUGACAAGAUUGAAAUGGUACUUUUGAUAGCCACAAUAUUUCCACCAGUGAUUGUAGCUGCCCUAAGAAGAACUACCAAAGGUUGGCCUCCACCUCCUCAGUCACCAAUGUGUCAAUGGACUCUAGAUAUACGGGGAUUCGAUGGUCAAAGCAAAGGAACUGGAUUGUUUUGGCACGGUUUUGAUCUUCUUAUGGUUAUUAAAAUAUCUCUUGCCGUCAUAUUCAUAUACUCACUUCAUUAUAGAGAAUCUCAUUUAUCCAGAUCUAUCAUUAAUCAACCCAAAAUGUCCACUUUCCUAUCCAUUACGUUCUAUAUGUGUCAUGAAUGUUUAUUAGCUUUAGGAUUUCCAGGUCUGGUAGGAGCUAAUGGUGGAGGAGACUAUGUAUUGAUACCUCAGUACAUAGGAGCGCUAUUUAUGAUAUUUUUGGCCUUUUAUUCAGAGGGAUACAUUAUAGAAUAUAAAAGUCAUGAUCCUGCUCAUUGGCCCACAGAAGGUAUGACUAAAUGGAACGCGUUCUGUUACCGGUGUAAAAGAGCCAGCAAAAUUACCAAUCCCAUCCUGAUGUAUCUAUUUACAACUGAAUUGCAAAAUUAUUCACAUUUUUUAUUUAUUUUUAUACAGUAUUAUUUAGAUUAUAGUAAAUAG
This is a messenger RNA of Theileria annulata, 2700 nucleotides long. Its product is annotated as Tpr-related protein family member, putative. Bases 1 to 2700 code for a protein of 899 amino acids. Lineage: Eukaryota; Apicomplexa; Aconoidasida; Piroplasmida; Theileriidae. The transcript has a single exon. The record is from RefSeq and is a predicted model, not a curated record.